This is a messenger RNA of Quercus robur (English oak), 2095 nucleotides long. Its product is annotated as probable alpha-amylase 2. The record is from RefSeq and is a predicted model, not a curated record. Gene Ontology annotation, biological process: carbohydrate metabolic process. Gene Ontology annotation, molecular function: alpha-amylase activity; calcium ion binding. Lineage: Eukaryota; Viridiplantae; Streptophyta; Magnoliopsida; Fagales; Fagaceae. The coding region runs from base 625 to 1866 and encodes 413 amino acids. The transcript has 14 exons.
AUCCCAAGACCGUUGAUCUUAACUCACUCACUUCUCAGUUCCCACCUUUGAAAUAUGAACAUUUUUCUCCAAUGGAAAGCGCAACACUGACAUCCCCUUUCGAAAAGCCGAUUCCCUUUUCAUGCCUACAAGUUGUGAAAUUCCCAACCGUUGGCUUUUCAUUGCGUAGUACGAUUCGUUUUCUCUUUUAUCGCAUAAACUUUCCAAAUUCUCUGAUCGCUUUUUUUGGGGCUAAAUUCUCCUUCAUCUUAUGGACGGAACUGCAUGAUUCCAAUUCGGUGGUCUCGACCGAAUCUUCAGCUUUUCUCUCUAUUUAUUGGCCGAGUUCGCUACCCCAUAGCCCACACUGCGUUCUCAACCUCAAGCUUUUGUGAGUUUACUACAACAAAUCUUCAAGGAGGUUCCUUGGAGUGCCAGACGUUUUGGUUCGUGGGGAGAGAAGUUCUUGGAGGAAAUUACUAUAGAAGGAUUCCAAAGGUUCUGGGGCUAUGGUGGAAAGUCAAGUGGGGCGUUUGCAGAGGUUACAAUAGAGAGUCUAGCUGUAAAAGUGUUUUAUAAGAUAUCUUUGUGCUUUGUAUUGGGCGAUCCGGCGGCAACAUUUGGACGACUACCCUGUAAUUCAUUAUGGGUUACCUGAGCAAUGGUUUUGAUGAAAGAAAUCAGCAGAAUGAUCUUGGUGCAGUUGUACAUAGUGGAAGAGAAAUCCUUUUUCAGGCUUUUAACUGGGAGUCUCAUAAAUAUGAUUGGUGGAGAAAUUUGGAAAUGAAAGUUCCUGAUAUUGCAAAAUGUGGAUUUACAUCAGCAUGGCUGCCACCAGCAACUCAUUCCUUCGCACCUCAAGGUUACGUUCCACAGAACCUUUAUUCCCUCAAUUCUUCAUAUGGUUCUGAGCACCAGUUAAGAGCUUUACUUCAAAAAAUGAAGCAAUACAAAGUUAGAGCGAUGGCGGACAUAGUAAUCAAUCAUCGUUGUGGAACUACUCAAGGGCAUGGGGGGAUGUAUAACCGUUAUGAUGGAAUUCCUUUACCAUGGGACGAACAUGCUGUCACAUCUUGUACUGGUGGAUUGGGUAAUCAAAGCACUGGGGACAACUUCCAUGGGUUUCCAAAUAUUGAUCAUAGCCAACAAUUUGUUCGAAAAGAUAUUACUGCAUGGCUCCAGUGGCUACGAAAUAGUGUUGGGUUUCAGGAUUUUCGUUUUGAUUUUGCAAGAGGUUAUUCAGCAAAAUAUGUGAAAGAAUAUAUUGAAGGAGCUAAGCCAUUAUUUUCUGUUGGGGAGUACUGGGAUUCUUGCAACUACAAUGGUCAUGGCUUGGACUACAACCAAGAUGGCCAUAGACAGCGGAUAAUCAAUUGGAUUGAUGGCACAGGACAGCUUUCAACUGCAUUUGACUUCACAACAAAGGGAAUUCUUCAGGAAGCUGUUAAGGGACAACUUUGGCGUCUACGUGAUCCUCAAGGGAAACCACCAGGUCUAAUGGGAUGGUGGCCUUCAAGAGCUGUCACAUUCUUAGAUAACCAUGAUACAGGUUCAACCCAGGCUCAUUGGCCCUUCCCCUCAAAUCACAUUUUGGAGGGCUAUGCAUAUAUUCUCACACAUCCAGGGAUACCAUCAGUGUUUUAUGACCAUUUUUAUGAUUGGGGCGACUCCAUUCAUGACAAAAUUGUGAAAUUGAUGGACAUUCGAAAGCGUCAAGACAUUCACAGCCGAUCAUCAAUUAGAAUUAUGGAGGCACAGCCAAAUCUAUACUCUGCAAUCAUUGGGGAGAAUGUGUGCAUGAAGAUUGGGGAUGGAUCAUGGUGCCCAACUGGCAGAGAGUGGUCACUUGCAACUUGUGGCCACGGAUAUGCAGUAUGGCAGAAGUAAUAAUGCUUCCAAAUGCUAUCUCCAUUUGCAUAUCUAUUUUUGGGGCCAGGAGGCUUGGCUGGGGGUUGGUUUCUCCCUACAGCUAUUUUAUAUAUAUUGUAUUAAUAAUAAGGCCUCCAAUCUCCAAUUUUGCAUUGGUAACCAGUGACUAAUUUAUAUCUUCCGCCUGAUUCCGGGAAACAUUUUAUUAUGAAUAAGGCCUCCAAGCUUUACUUUUGCAUUGUUAACA